Messenger RNA from Malaya genurostris, 1956 nucleotides. RefSeq names its product zinc finger protein ZFP2-like. Bases 201 to 1916 code for a protein of 571 amino acids. NCBI's taxonomy places the organism in Eukaryota, Metazoa, Arthropoda, Insecta, Diptera, Culicidae. Gene Ontology annotation, biological process: regulation of DNA-templated transcription. The record is from RefSeq and is a predicted model, not a curated record. The transcript is spliced from 3 exons. Gene Ontology annotation, cellular component: nucleus. Gene Ontology annotation, molecular function: zinc ion binding; RNA polymerase II cis-regulatory region sequence-specific DNA binding; DNA-binding transcription factor activity, RNA polymerase II-specific.
ACGACUGCGUUAAAAUUUGGGUUUAACAAGACGUCAUUUUCUCUUCUACAUUGUAGAAAUUGUAGCGAUUGUGAACUGCAAAAAUUCGGUAACGUAAUUCAUGACCGUUACAAAUGUAUUUGUUAUUGUUUCAGUUAAAAAGGGUUUAGGUUGAUUAAUAAAGAUUCCAUAUCGUACUCGUAAAAAAUUACUUGCGUAAUAUGACUUCAAAGGAGUGUCGUAUUUGUUUGCGACAUGAGGAGAAUUGUGUGUCACUGUUUACAAAACGCCGAGGAACGAAGCUAGCGGAAAUCAUUCGAUUUUGUGCCAGAAUCGAGAUAUACGAAGACGACGGUUUGCCAGAAGAUGCAUGUUCCAGAUGCGUCGACGAAGCUCUAAAUGCGUACUUGUUUGUAAAUAAAUGUCGUCGGUCCGAUGCUGAGUUACGCACGGCGCAAGCAUUUUGCAAAGAAAGCAAUGCAGGAGAUGAUCCGGACGAGGAAGUAUAUUGUUCGGUCGCACAAAGUAUUAAAUCGGCAUCGGCAUCGGAAAAAGAUCCUUUUGCUGAGUCGGUAGAAAAUUGUGUCACAAUUUCAAAACUUAAUCCAGAAAUGAAGUCUCUAUCAAGUUCUGGAUCAGUGAACGUUAUAUUGCCUGAAGCAAACGAAUCAUCAAAUCGUAAAGAAUACGAUGAACAAAUCAAUAUUACUAAGGUCGAAGAACCGUUCGCAACAUUAAUCGAAGAAUCAGAUAUGGUAGAAUCUCAAUUGAUGUUUAAUGAAAACGAUGACGAAGAGAUAGAUGAAUUUCUAGUAGAAUACCUGGACGAUGAAUUCAAGAUCGAUUCGCAACGUGAAGCAUCCGUCGGCAAUGAUCAAGCUUUAGAAUCUGAACAAGAUGAAGUCAAUCAGGCAAGCACUCCAGAUGAUUGUCAAGGUUCUGGUAAGAAGUUUAUUUGUUGCGGAAUACGUUGCAAAGCCAUUCUCAAUACCCAUCAAGAACUAGAAAUGCACACUUAUGAGGUUCAUUUAGUCCACAGAGAACGAGAAAGCAGGGAAAAACCAUAUGAAUGUUCUCGUUGCUAUGCUCGGUUUCAUACCGCAAAGAGCUUAUCUCUGCACAAUCGUAAAUUAUCGCAUUGUCCAUUGUGCCUGCAAGUCUGCUUCUCACAGAGGGAGAAACGAUUACACAUGCACGACGUGCAUGGCGAAUCAAUUUCUUUGUCAUCGAUUCAAAAAUUGGUAAAAAUUUGUUGUGGUUGUCAUGAAUCGUUUCAAAAUGAAGAAGACCUUCGACUACAUAGUGAAGAAAAACACGCGAUACGCAAAAGUGCUGUUGACGCAUCCCGGCCACUGCAAUGCGAUGUUUGCUAUAAGCUAUUUCGCACAUUGGAAAGUCUACGAAUCCACCAACGGUUUGUUUAUAGACCGAAGAAUUUUGUCUGCUCGAUUUGUAAUAGAGCAUUCGAUACUCGAUCUAAGCUUACCAGCCAUGAACUCGUUCAUUCCGAUCAGCGAAAUUUCCAAUGCGACAAGUGCGACAAAUCGUUCAAAAAAAGUAUCGACCUUCGAAGUCAUCAACUGUUGCACAAUGAAAAACGAGAAGAAUGCACAGUCUGCGGGCUGCGAUUCCAUCGGAAGUCUAAUCUUAAAAUGCAUAUGCGCAAACAUCAGGACACAUUUUUCUAUGCCUGUCCCGAUUGUCCGAAACAAUUCAAAAAUAACUCUCACCUUAAGGAACACUAUAAGGUGCACUCGAAGCAGAAACCCUAUUCCUGCAGCUACUGUGAGCGUAGUUUUGCUUAUUGCAGUGACAAAAAACGGCACGAGAUGAGUCACACCGGUAACUAUCCGUUCGAGUGUCACUGUUCGAAGAAGUUUGCUCGUAAAACAACGUAUGAUAAGCACGUCGUCGUUUGUCAGGAUCGCAUAGAGUAGUUUCUAAUUUUUGUUCUAUAAUUAGGUAACUAACAUCAAA